AUGACUUCAACGGGAUUACCUUCAGCUAUUCCUAUUCAGCCACAAACCACUAACUCCACACCACCGGAGAUACCACAACUUCCCAGAUUGAUUCGGAUAGAGAAUAAAGAUAUGAGUCCAAUGGGCAAGAAUAAUGAAAUAUCGAGUAAUAAGAACGAAUAUAAGACCAGGGCAGUAUCGAUGGAGAACAAGCCAGUGCCGGCAUUGGCACGGAUGAGUAAGCGAUCAUCAUCUGCAUCUAACGAUCUUUUAUACGAAAGGGAUAGAUUCAAGGCUAGGCUUCAGACACUUAAUACUAAAGGAAAUAAUAUACAGAAAGCUAAUGAGCAUGAGGACGUUAUAGAUUCGGAUAAUUGUAGUGUUGUGGACGAAAACUGUGAAGUGUGUGACGGAAUAAUAGGGACAAAAACCACCAAAUUGAAUGUGGAAUCAGACCAAGAGUACAUGAAGAGUUAUGAGUCUGAAGUAGGUUUAUCUCCACUAGAUAGUGGUUCCAAAUUUUAUAAGGAGGACUUAAGGAAGGUACAGCUUCUUGAGGGGAUACAUACCAAAAUUCUGAUUAAAUCUAUUACAUACGGGCAAUUGCAAUAUGUGUUUAAUUGGUACUUCAAUAGACCACUUCCACCUACUAAGGAAAUGUUUCCAUGGCUCCAUGGAAUUCACAAGGAGAAUUUUGCUCAAAGGCAAUAUUUUAUUAGUCAACAAAAUGGAUAUUCAUUGGGUAGUUUUGAUCAGGCCAGGCCAUCAAGUGCAAGGUUUCUAAUGUGUAUCAACUCCUCGUCUGAUAGUUUAUCAGGAAUGCCAUUGCUUAAAAAUACGGUUAAACUUAAUGAAAUAUUACAGCCUAUUGAUAUCUCGAAAGCAGAGGUUUCAGACUUAAUAUUGGACAUUGUUAAUAAGAUAUUUAUCGACGAGGACAAGAAAACUUUAGACGAGUUACUAAAGAUAUUUUGUGGAGAUUGCAUGAGCAUUGGCCAUCUCCCAUUCUUUCUUGAUUUGGACCCAGAUUCAGGUGUCUCGUUGAGGAAUUUUCAUAUUCAAGUCGCUAAGCUGGCCAUUUGCUCUGACUUUGUUGUUUACUGUUUCCAUAAAGAUCAUAGUACUGAUGGUUGUCGUUGUGGUGCUAUUUCCCGAAUCAUGUGGCUAACUCAAAUAUAUAGUGCUUACCGAGAUGGUCAAAAAGAGUCGACAUAUAAAGUUUUCGUUCCUGAUGACGUACAAUUCAUAGACAAUAUAAUACUGAACGAAAUGGAGUACACAAAAUUUGAAGGAUUGUUUACAUUCAAGCCUAAUAAUGCUCUUCUAGCAUCUUCUCUAGAUUCAAACAAAAAAACGCAAUUAAACUUCAAAUUGGACGCGUUUAAAUCUAAUACCUUGUCCAUAUGGGAUAAUGAUUAUCAAAUUAAGGAAAAAAUUGAGACCACAAGAAUGUCGGCUGCUACGAAAAUAAAUAAGAAUGUAUGGGUUGGUAACAUAUGGGACCAUCAAAUAAUGUUAUUUCAAUUACUGAGAAGUUCAGAGAGUUUAGAAGUUAUUUUUGAUACUUCAGGCGCUGCUAAGGAUAUAUAUUGUGAUCCUAAUAAUUCAAUAAUCACAAAAGACACAACUAAAUCCAAUGACAUUUUUUCUUAUUUGCCAAAACCAAAGGCUAAUUGGCGCUUAUUUAUCCACUGUCAUAAUGAUGCUUCGUUUCCAGACCUACCAACACUUUCCUCGUUGCUAUUUAAAUAUACUAUUUCUACUCAUCACUCAAUAGAUCAAGAGUUUCAUACCUUAGAGUUCCCACCUUCAGGGUCAAUAGGACUAGGGGAUUGUCGCAAAGAUGCGUUGAUGUCGAUUGUGAAUACUUGCAAAUUACUUUACUUAUACUCAUCAUCAACCUCAUAUGAUACAGAUGUUUUGAGCUCAUUAAUUUAUUGCUCUGAUGGAUAUACAGAGCUGUCAUUAUUGGUCUUGUGCUAUUUAAUGUAUUCCAAAAAUAUUGAGCUAGACCAGGCAAUACUCGAUUUGCACUUAGAUUACGGCAGGCCGUUUUAUAUUUUUAACACGGAUGUAACAAUAUUGAAGAAAUUACAAACUAUUUUAAACAAAUUCUCCCCUCAUUCAUUAGGAAGUUCCAUAAAUUGGCGGGAGUUAGAAACUAUAACGAAUCAAGAACUUAAUGAAUUAUUUUUACCUCAAAGAUCUAGACCUAACCAACCGAUUGCCAGUAACCUAAGAUUAGGUUAUAUCGUGAAUGAUUCAGACUCGGAUUCUACUUCAGAUGAGGGCGAUGAUGAUUCAGAUUGGGAUGAUGAGUUCUGCUCCCCUACGGACUGGGUGAAGGAUGUUGAAGGUUCAAUACCUUCACGAAUCUUACCAUAUUUAUAUUUGGGAUCUUUAAAGCACGCAAACAGCUUACCCUUACUUUCGAAGUUGGGAAUUAAGAAAGUCAUAUCUGUUGGCGAACCGUUGUACUGGCUUAAUGGAUAUAGGUUUCAAAAGAAUAAUAAUGUCUCUAUAGAUGAAUUGGAUGGUGGAAAUAUUGAGAAGUAUAACAUCACACCAUCGAAUUCUCAGUCCAACGGUUGCUGCGUUGAUACCGUAUUGAAGGUUAAUAACUUACAAGAUGACGGCAUCGAUGAACUAUCAGCUUCUUUACCAAGUAUUCUCAGGUAUAUUGAUAAUGAAUACAAAAAGUCAAAUGGAAAAACUAAAAUCUUGGUCCAUUGUCGUGUUGGUGUUUCCAGAUCAGCCACUGUGGUCAUUGCAGAAGUGAUGAAGAGAUUAAAUAUUUCUUUGCCAAAAGCAUACCUUUAUGUGAGAGUUCGCCGAUUGAAUAUCAUAGUUCAACCAAACUUACGGUUUAUGUAUGAGUUAUUCAAAUGGGAAGAGGAAGAGAAGAGAAAAAUGCUACAGAAUAAUGAAUCUGAUACUAAUGUCGAAAACACUCAAGAUACGCUACGUGAAAUAGAUUGGUUUGUUAUGUGUCGUGAAAUAAUGAACUUAAAUCUACCUUAUUUAGUGAAGUAG
This is a messenger RNA of Debaryomyces fabryi, 3012 nucleotides long. Its product is annotated as tyrosine/serine/threonine protein phosphatase. Gene Ontology annotation, molecular function: protein tyrosine/serine/threonine phosphatase activity. Gene Ontology annotation, biological process: protein dephosphorylation; nuclear DNA replication. The record is from RefSeq and is a predicted model, not a curated record. Lineage: Eukaryota; Fungi; Ascomycota; Pichiomycetes; Serinales; Debaryomycetaceae. The transcript has a single exon. The coding region runs from base 1 to 3012 and encodes 1003 amino acids.